Molecule: messenger RNA, 2713 nt
Organism: Drosophila rhopaloa
Lineage: Eukaryota; Metazoa; Arthropoda; Insecta; Diptera; Drosophilidae
Product: fukutin-related protein
Exons: 3
Coding region: 266-1984 (572 amino acids)
Biological process (GO): protein O-linked glycosylation via mannose
Cellular component (GO): Golgi apparatus
Source: RefSeq, a predicted model, not a curated record
UUGCGCAUAGCCGACGAAAAGGAAUAGGCACAAAAACAAAGUUUUCAUAAGCGGAAAUACUGAGUUAAAUGAGUCCUUAAGCCAAACCAAUUGGAACUUGAGAAUGAAUAACCAUCUGCGGGAGGAUCUGGAGGCGAAGCUAGUGAGGACCAAGGAACGAGAUUACCCUGCUAGCCAUGUAGAUGCAGUGUAGAUACCCGGGAGCAAAUUGAGAUACAGAUACACACACCGCUAGAAGAAUCAAGAGCACAUCCUGCCGUCCGCCAUGAAGGUGUUUCGGCUGCGUCUGGUCAAGGUGCUCCUGCUGGGAUUCCUGCUGGCCAAUCUGGUGUUCUUCUACUACACCUGGAACACGCUGCUCUGGCGCCGGAUUAGUAGAGCGCUCUCUGGGGAAUCAGCUGCACCGGAGGAGCCGCCAAAGCCGGCCAAGCUAUCGCCCAAGGAUAAGGUGCGCAAUGCCAACAAACACAUCCGGAAGUCCAUCACCAUUGUAUUCUACGGCCACUACAACUUCGAGCAGGAUCUGAGGGCCAGCAUCGAUAGCAUCCUGGACGUGAUACCCAACAUGCCCAUCAUGGUGCUCCAAGACGGCGGUGCCGAGUAUGCCUAUCCGCCGGUCAACUACGAGCGGAAUCUCACCGCUGGAGAGGAGCGUUCCGUGGUGUUCCAGAGUCUGGCCUUUGACGUGCGGCACACGCGGCAGGAGCUUAAUCCCCUGGCCGCCAUUCGUACCAAGUACGUCCUCAUCAUGCCGGACGGUGUGCGACUGAGCAGCAAGAACCUCCUGCAGAAGAUCCUGCGCGAGAUCAACUCCCUGGGGCUGCCAGGACAGCCCAAGGAGCAGCGGCCACCCGUUCCGCCGGAGGAGCCGGUACGCCGGAUGGUGCUGGUCCCCUUCGCCGGCAACCUCAAGUCCUUCAGCACCUGCGUCAGGAUGACCCUAGAUCUACCGGACUGGACGCUGGAGCUAGUGGCCACCAAUGACAGCAAGCGAUGUGAUUUGUUCCUGCAGAAGCACGCAAUCCUGCUAGAUGCGUCCGUUUUGGGAGCGAUGCCCGAGCCCUUUACCCUGCCCUUUCCGGAAAUGCUCUACAUGCAGGCCAAAAUUGCCAAUUUGUCGACCACUGUGUUCCCGCAAGCAUUCCAGGAGGGCCGACGUCUGUUCGCCUCGUUUCACACCAAACAGCGGAGGAUGGAUCUGCGGAGGCGGCAGUUCCGGGAGAUGUACAAGAAACUGCAGAUCAAGCGGAUCGUGAGGCGGGCCUACAGGGUUCCCGGAAAGGCACAGGCGAGGGAGGUGUGGGGCCAGGGCCACGGCUUGGUCCUGGAUGGCCAGUUCUCGUCCUCGAACACCUCGCUGCCCCUCAUCACCGACAUCGAUUUGUUCGGCUGCGAACGGACAACCAAGUCCUGCAUCGGGAGUGUGUAUAACGAAAGGCCCUACUACUCCUACCUGGGCAAGCACACACCACCCUGCUGCCUGGACAAGCUGAGGACCACAUUCAACCACGUCCUGGAGGAGUUCGAGAACGUGGGGAUCCGCUACUGGCUGGACAACCGGGCCCUGCAGAGCGCCAUCGAAACGAACCACCUUUCUCCGGAUGCCUACGACAUCGACAUCAGCUUCAACGUCCAGGACUUGGAGCGAUCCAAUGCGAUGAAGAAGUCGCAGAGCAAGCCGUACGUGGACAACGAGGGAUUCUACUGGAUAAAGGCCACCGAUGGUCACUAUUUCCGCGUCCAGUUCUCAAAGCCAAACCAGGUGGGCGUCAAUCUGCUGCCCUAUUCCAUCACGGGAACGGAGGCUCGGGCCAACGGAUUCUUCGGCUGGAAGGCCACAACCUUCUCGGCGGACUACCUCCAUCCGAUGUCCACGGUGCUCUUCCUGGGCAAAAGCGUAAUGUGUCCCAACAAUGUGCUCGAGUAUCUGGAGGAAAAGCACAUCAAGGUCAGGUCCGCUGACUUGGAUGCGGAUGAAGAUUAAACAAAGUUAGUCUAAAAGCCCGUCUUUACAACACAAAAAGCCAUGAACUUAACAAAAAGUGUCUGUGAAAAUUAAUUUCGAUUUUUGGGUCCAGACAUUUGUAUGCUGAGCGCUGAUUAAAUAUAAUAUAAAUUUCACAUUGUCACAGACUAUUAACCUGUUGCAAUUGCCUUUUUCUUGACCAGUUACUCCAUAAUAAUCACGAUUGUAUUAGUAACUUACGUACUAUUACAAUAGUGAUUUUUAUGGAUUUAAGGUUAAUAGUCUGUCGGUGAUGAUGUGUAAUUUCUCAGUUCAGUUCUAAAUAGCAGGUCUGUGGGGUUCUCCAGCUCGAUAUUUACUCCUUAAAAUAUCAAACUGGAGAACCCAAAAAAAUUGGAUUAACACGGAAUAAGCAUUAAAAGUACAAUAUUUUAUAUUAACUUUGGUCUGGAGAUUUAAAUAAGAGGCCUUAAGAUCCUUCAAUCCUCUAAUAUUUUUGUUGAACACCAGACCUUUUAACGGAUUUGACUACAGUUUUAUUCAACGUUUAUUUGAUUUCUAAGCAUAUAUACAAUUUUGUGAUUUUUACAUUGCUUCUGAGUUCCUUAUGUUGGUUGACUUCAGCCGCACGUUGAUAGUAAAUUUUUGUUAGAUUGAUAGGAACAUAACGUAACAUAAGGCGGAUGAAUCAACAUUCUUUUAGAGCCAGCAGAUCUAUAUGUGUAAAAUAUAAUACAUACAAUCAGA